ACAGGAAUCAAACUUCACUGCUGUACUGAAUGUGGCAAACAGUUUUCAAGAAGAUGUACUCUUCAAAGGCAUCAAAGAAUCCACACAGGAGAGAAGCCAUAUGACUGUUCUGAAUGUGGCAAAAAGUUUAAACAGAGAAGCUGUCUUCAGAUCCACCAAAGAAUCCACACAGAGGAGAAGCCGUAUGACUGUUCUGAUUGUGGAAAACAAUUCUCUUAUAGUAGUCAAUUUCAGAUACACAUUAAAACUCACUCAGGAGAGAAGCCGUAUUGCUGCUCUGAAUGUGGCAAAACGUUUUCACAGAGAAGCAGUCUUCAGAGCCACCAAAGAAUUCACUCAGGAGAGAAGCCAUAUUGCUGUUCUGAAUGUGGCAAAAAGUUUUCACGGAAAAGCAGUCUUCAGAGCCACCAAAGAAUUCACACAGGGGAGAAGCCAUAUUACUGCUCUGAAUGUGGUAAACAGUUUUCAGAAAGAAUCGCUUUUCAGCGCCACAGAAUAAUUCACACAGGACAGAAGCCAUAUUGCUGUUCUUUAUGUGGCAAAAAGUUUUCACAUAGAAGCAGUCUUCAGAGCCACCAAAGAAUUCACACAGGGGAGAAGCCAUAUUGCUGUUCUGAAUGUGGUAAACAGUUUUCAGAUGGAAGCAGUUUUCAGCGCCACAAAAUAAUUCACACAGGACAGAAGCCAUAUUGCUGUUUUGAAUGUGGCAAAAAGUUUUCAAAGAGAAGCAAUCUUAAGAGGCAUCAAAGAAUUCACAUGAGAGAAAAAAAAUGACAAAAAACUCCUCCACCUUGCCCACAGAUGAUCACAGUACAAUGCUAAGCAGUAGAAGAAAGAAUUCAUAAAGUUUAAUGAAAACAAAAGAGAUGUAAUUGGGGAAGCUACAAGUAAAGUGGUAAAUACACUGGCCACCUCCAACAGCCUGAUGUGGAAACAGAACUUACUCAUGCAUAGCUUAUGAGGGGCGAACUAAGACCAACAGAUGUACGCCUCAUCAUAGGUGUACAAAACAGUGUCUUGGACACAAAGUGGUUCAGAUCAAAAAUAGAAAAAAAUAAAUAAAUAUCCCAUAAUUGUCCCUUCUGUCACAAAGAGCUAGACACAGUCACACAUCUUGUUGCUGGGUGCGAGGUACUGAUUGCUGAAGGAUUUUACACUGCACAACACCACAAAGUGGCCAGGCUCAUUCACUGAAAACUUGGUAAGAAGUACAACUUACCCUCACCAGAAAGACACUGGGACCACAACUCAGACCGCACAAUGGACAAUGAGGAGGUGCAGGUCACUUGUAGCACAGCAAUACUGACUGACUGAACAAUAGAGGCCAGAAAACCAGAUGUAAGAAAUCCUGGAUAACAGAAGUAUUAUCUCCUAGUGAUUACUCAGUCCUAAGAAUGGAGAGGCAAGAAAGAAACAAAAUACCAAGAAAUGCAGUCUGAGAUAUGACAAAUGAAA
Molecule: messenger RNA, 1455 nt
Organism: Erpetoichthys calabaricus (reedfish)
Lineage: Eukaryota; Metazoa; Chordata; Cladistia; Polypteriformes; Polypteridae
Product: gastrula zinc finger protein XlCGF49.1-like
Exons: 1
Biological process (GO): regulation of transcription by RNA polymerase II
Cellular component (GO): nucleus
Molecular function (GO): RNA polymerase II cis-regulatory region sequence-specific DNA binding; DNA-binding transcription activator activity, RNA polymerase II-specific
Source: RefSeq, a predicted model, not a curated record